Messenger RNA from Caenorhabditis briggsae, 1512 nucleotides. The record is from RefSeq and is a predicted model, not a curated record. Lineage: Eukaryota; Metazoa; Nematoda; Chromadorea; Rhabditida; Rhabditidae. Gene Ontology annotation, molecular function: mannose-ethanolamine phosphotransferase activity. Gene Ontology annotation, cellular component: endoplasmic reticulum membrane. Gene Ontology annotation, biological process: GPI anchor biosynthetic process. The transcript is spliced from 10 exons. The coding region runs from base 1 to 1512 and encodes 503 amino acids.
AUGGGUUCGAUGCUUCGAAUAGCGAUAGUCUCUGCGAAUAUCCUCCUGGCACUUUUUAUAUUUCAAAAUGGAUUUUUAUUAAAACGACAAGAGAUUUCGGCGACAUCCAGUUGCUCCGAUGCUCAUGCUCAGCCGGGAGAGACGUGUUGGAUGAGCCAACAGUAUAAUAGGACAAUCCUAAUUCUCGUCGAUGCUCUUCGCUAUGAUUUUCUCAUUCCGCUCGACAAACCAAAGAGCUCAGAAUCGCCGGAAUGGUUUUAUCAAGGACAAAUGAAGGAAGUCGGGAAACUGAUAAAAUCUGGAAAAGCGUCAAUUGGAACACUGCUGGCUGAUCCACCAACAACCACUCUGCAAAGAUUGAAGGCUCUAACCACUGGAACCCUUCCAACUUUCAUCGAUGCCGGUGACAAUUUCUCGCCGGACGCUGCUGUAAAUGAGGACAGUUUCAUCUAUCAAGCAGCUCAACUUGGCAAAAAUGUCACACUUUUUGGAGAUGAUACUUGGCUUUCCCUAUUUCCCAACAAAUUCUCCAAAUCGGCAGCUUACGAUUCAUUUGAUAUCAAUGAUUUGAAUAGUGUAGAUGAUAAAAUAGCUCCCAAACUUGAAGAAGAAGUCAAAUAUUCUGAAUCCUCCUCAAUCAUAAUUGCUCAUUUUUUGGGAGUUGAUCAUUGUGGACACAAGUUUGGACCAUCCCAUCCGGUUAUGGCGGAUACGUUAAGGAAGAUGGACCGAAUAAUUUCAAAAACCGUCGAAUCAAUGAAGCCCACGGAUCUUCUUAUCGUGAUCGGAGAUCACGGAAUGACGUCCACCGGAGAUCAUGGUGGAGAAUCAGACAAUGAAAUUCGAGCAGGGAUUCUGGUUCACUCCAAAAAACACGAAAUUCAGCUACCCAAAACUUCCAUUCAUCAAAUCGAUAUCUACCCAAAUUCGAAAAUGGAAUUGGGAGGCCCAUUAAAAGGGAAAUCGUUGGGACGAUAUCGAUUUGAUGAAUGGAAGUUUUGGGUAGCUGAAUUUAGUGUUUUUUGGAGUGAACCAGAAUCCCUGCUCGAAUUUCAUUGUCUGAUUCUCCACCAUGAUCUCCGAUUUGCUGAAACCUACGCCAGUCAGAAAAACUUUGGAGAACUUCACUCUCACACCGCACGAGAUUCAAACACCAUGGAGGAACAAAUCAAAACAAUGUCCCGUAUCCAAACACUCCUUCGCGUCGCAUGGACACAAUUCGACGACGCCUACAUCAACGUCGGCCUGUUUUCUCUGAUCGAAGCCGUCUUUUUCCUGAUUACCAACGAGGAAAUGUCAGCUGGAUGGAUCAUUUAUCGAACUGGAUGCGCACUUCUUCAAGCUGCUCUUCUGACAGAUAAGACUGAUUCAGAUGGAAGUGCGAGGACGAUGAUUCUGAUGGCUCUCGCUGUCUCGUGCCUCUCUUCGACGAUAUCUCUCGCUCAUCGAGCGCUUCGGAUUUCUCUAAACUCGAUAGUGUCUGCUAGAGUGAUUGGUAAGAAAAAAGAAUGA